Mugil cephalus (flathead mullet) is the source of this 3224-nucleotide messenger RNA. RefSeq names its product zinc finger protein 37-like. The record is from RefSeq and is a predicted model, not a curated record. The coding region runs from base 360 to 1865 and encodes 501 amino acids. NCBI's taxonomy places the organism in Eukaryota, Metazoa, Chordata, Actinopteri, Mugiliformes, Mugilidae. The transcript has 2 exons.
AUAGUGGGACACCAGGCGGACGUGGAUUUGCUUUUUAAACCCCGAUGGUAGACCUCGUUGGUGGAGUUGUGUUUCUGUGUUUGUGGACUGAACUGAAGGACGAGUGUGUUGUGUCGUCACGAUAAGUAUCUGAGCUGUAGCAGCUAAGCUGAGAGUUUUCGGAGAGUUGAUCAUAGACCGACAAACUGCUACAGAAGAAAUAUUACCAGGUACAGAUCGAUCGUCAGCGCAGACUGCUGGAUAUCACCUGGAAACCCGAGAUAAAGUUACACAGGAUAGACCUUCUACAGCAACAUGUCUACACAGAGGAGGAGGGUCUCACUGAGCAGCAGCUCUAUAACCAGGAGAGGAACUCUAGUAUGGACCAGGAGGAACCAGAACCUCCACAUGUGAAAGAGGAACAGGAGAAACCAGAACCUUCACAGAUGAAAAAAGAACAGGAGGGAUCAGAACCUCUACAGAUGAAAGAGGAACAGCAGGAACCAGAACCUCCACAGAUGAAAGAGGAACAGCAGGAAUCAGAACCUCCACAGAUAACAGGGGAAUGGGACAAAACAGAACCUCCAAAGAUGAAAGAGGAACAGGAGGAACCAGAGCCUCUACAGAUGAAAGAGGAACAGCAGGAACCAGAACCUCCACAGAUGAAAGAGGAACAGCAGGAACCAGAACCUCCACAGAUAACAGGGGCAUGGGACGAAACAGAACCUCCAAAGAUGGAAGAGGAACAGGAGGAACCAGAGCCUCUACAGAUGAAAGAUGAACACGAUGAACCAGAACAUCCACAGAUGAAAGACGAACAGCAGGAACCAGAACCUCUACAGAUGAAAGAGGAACAGGAGGAACCGGAACCUCUACAAAUGAAAGCGGAACAAAAGGAACCAGAACCUACACAGACAAAAGAUGAACAGGAGGAACUAGAACCUCCAGAUAUAAAAGAGGAAUGGGAGGAGCCAGAACAUCCUGAGAUAAAUCCAGAGAUAAAAGAGGAACAGGGGGAACCUCCAAAGAUAAAAGAGGAACAGGAGGAACCAGAACCUCUGCAAUUUAAAGAGGAAUGGGAGGAACCAGAACCUCCACACAUUAAAGAGGAACAGGAGGUAGCCGAGAGCCCAGAUCAGGAAGGAAGCAACCAUGUAGACUCAGGAUCAACUAGAAAUGCAGAGCUGAAUCCUAAGAUGAGUUGUCACAGAGACACAAGUCACAGUAACAAUGUAGACAACUCUCCCAUGUCAGAAAAUUGGUGUCAUACUGACAAAGGUAAAAAGUCUGUAACAUGCGAUAUCUGUGGAAAAGCCUUUAAGUACAUGCAUUUAAUGAAGAGACAUUACAGAUUUCAUGUGGGCGAGACACCCUAUCAUUGCAACGCAUGUGGUAAAAGUUUCACACAGAAGAGUGAUUUGAUUUUACACAUCAGGAUUCAUACAGGUGAGAAGCCGUACGGUUGUGACACAUGUGGUAAAACCUUCACUCGAAUUACUACUUUAACGGACCACAUGAGGACUCACUCAGGUGAGAAGCCAUAUGGUUGUGACACAUGUGGUAAAACCUUCACUCGAAGUACUACGUUAAAGCACCACAUGAGGACCCACACAGGUGAGAGGCCAUCCUCUUGCAAGACAUGUGGGAAAUGUUUCAGUCAUAUUGGUGUUUUGACACGGCACAUGAGGACUCACACAGGUGAGAGGCCGUCCUGUUGCAAGACAUGUGGGAAACGUUUCAGUCACAAUAGUGCCUUGACUCGGCACAUGAAGACUCAUACAGGUGACAAGCCAUACAGUUGUGAUGCAUGUGGUAAAACCUUCACUCGAAGUACCUCUCGAACGAAGCACAUGAGGACUCACACAAGUGAGAAGUUGUCGUCCUGACAACUGAUCUAAUUAUUUUCUAAGAUGAAAUAAAGUUUUAAUUUCAGAGACAAUGUCCUGCACAAACAAACCGUUCACCUUAAACAUAAAAAUAGCAAACUUGGACAUUAAACAGAUGGAAGGAGACAUCUCCCUCUGUCUGGGACAACCUAACCAACUGACGCUUGAGUUUACAACAGGGUUUGGAGAGGUCCACCUUAAGAGCACCUUAAUUUGUUAAGCUAAAGGUUAUGCAGGAGCCACGGGACUAGAAGAAGACAAGACAACCAGACUAUGUUUUAAUGGUGGGAACUCAAAGAACAUGGCUAACAAAGCAACUCUUCCAGAGACUGGAGUGCCAUGUAUAGAAACUGACAAAGUGACAGUGACAGUGACAAAGACAGGAUAUGUAAAAUCUUCUCUGGUUGGUGUAAAAUGUCCAUCAUGGGAUGAGUGUUUAUAAAGCCCUUAAACUACGGCCAAGUGGAGGCACAGAAGUCAACUGCUGUUUCACAACAUUUGAUUAGCAAUGUGCAGAAAGGCUGUUAUAGAAGUUGCACAAAAUUGUGCAAAAAAAGUGACAUACCUUGCCUUUAACUGUAUUUCAAACUGUGUGAGGUUGGUUUAUGGAAUCUGGUUUUGACCAGUGUCAAAUUGCACAUUCAAUAUGAGGCCGGUAAAUUGUGAUUUGUGGUGAAUCUUCCAGAAUCAAAGAUACAAAUUUUUACAGGAAAGAUAAUUAUUCCCAGGGUGAAGUGAAAAUGAAGUAGUCUGGAUGACUGAAGUUCUUUCCGGUUUAUCAUCAUAAGUACUGAAAACACUGUUUCCUGUCAACUGGUGUCUUCUCUUUUUUUGCCUGAGCGUUUUUGAUUACAUCAAAAAUUUCUGCUUUCCAACUUUUCGAGGUGAUACAGACCAAGUUAUUCCAAAAGUUGAUUUCAUAGUAUAAAUAUGAAAAUUUACUGUUCAGAGCUUGGAAAUAAAUUGACAGAAGAUAUCACAUAGGGCUCUUUACUGCUACCACGUGGUCAUAUUGUUGAACUGCAGUACUGCAUUUUCAGAAUCAGAAUCAGAAUUCAUUUUAAAUGCCUUGAAACGAGCAGUGUUUUUGUGAUUCUAAAAACUCGUUCAAAUAAACACAAAUAAAAAGGUGUUAUUGUCAUUAUUAAAACUGAACAUUAUUGUUGAUAAAACUGCAACACUUAGUGGAGUUUCAAUGACAGUUUACUUCAUGUGAGUUUAACUGUUCACUGUGAUGUUAAAUAAACAGUUUUGAAGGUAGACACACCUCCAGUUGUCUGAAAUUAUGUCAGUUAGCCAAUUAGAAGCUUCUACAGCUAUGACAUCAUUACCUGGAAAUGUUUAAGCUGUUUGAAGGCA